Messenger RNA from Amblyraja radiata (thorny skate), 885 nucleotides. RefSeq names its product probable G-protein coupled receptor 139. Lineage: Eukaryota; Metazoa; Chordata; Chondrichthyes; Rajiformes; Rajidae. Gene Ontology annotation, cellular component: plasma membrane. Gene Ontology annotation, biological process: G protein-coupled receptor signaling pathway. Gene Ontology annotation, molecular function: G protein-coupled receptor activity. Bases 1 to 885 code for a protein of 294 amino acids. The record is from RefSeq and is a predicted model, not a curated record. The transcript has a single exon.
AUGGUGAUCCUGUCGCGGGGGAAGUGCGGUCUAUCCAGGUGUAUCACUCUCUACCUGGUUGCCAUGUCGGCGUCGGAUCUGAUGGUUCUCUUCACCGCCGUCAUUCUACAACGCAUCUCCGGCAUUUACUUCCCCGGGAGUUACCUGUCGCUCACCUGGAUCUGCCGCAUCAAGACCCCAGUCGCUUAUGCGUGCAGAGACUCCUCCGUCUGGCUCACCGUCGCAUUCACCUUCGAUCGCUUCGUGGCCAUUUGUUGCCGCAACUUCAAGGGCAAGUACUGCACCAGAAAAACGGCGGCCUACGUCGUCGCCGCCAUUGAUACUUUGAGCUUUUUGAAGAACUUCGCCUUUUUGUUCCUUUACAACCCGCUGUACAUCGCGGACAACCUGCCUUGGUAUUGCAGAUUAAUCCCUAGUUUUUAUACCUCGCCGUGGUGGCGAGCGUACUCAUAUUUUAACCACGUCACCACCCCCCUGCUACCCUUCGUUCUCAUAUUGUUACUGAAUGUCCUGACGGUCAAACACAUCCUCACCGCCAGCAGAGUCCGGAAGUCAUUGCGAGAUAACUCUCUCCCCGCGAAAGGUCCUGACCCCGAGAUGGAGAACCGCCGGAAGUCGAUCGUAUUACUAUUCAGCAUUUCCGGCAACGUCAUCCUGCUGUGGAUGACUUACGUAGUGCACUAUUUGUAUUUCCGGAUCAGUAAAACGUAUUCUUACUCCGGGUUCAGUGACCCGGUGUUUAUUCUUUCGGAAGCGGGGAAUAUGCUUCUGCUUCUCAGUUGCUGCACCAACACCUUUAUUUAUACAGUGACCCAAAGUAAAUUCAGAGAUGAGCUGAAGACAAUGAUAACGUAUCCGUUCCGUCAGGUUGCUAAAUGUGUUUAG